Molecule: messenger RNA, 2565 nt
Organism: Schizosaccharomyces octosporus yFS286
Lineage: Eukaryota; Fungi; Ascomycota; Schizosaccharomycetes; Schizosaccharomycetales; Schizosaccharomycetaceae
Product: GTPase activating protein Ucp3
Exons: 4
Coding region: 202-2064 (620 amino acids)
Biological process (GO): endoplasmic reticulum to Golgi vesicle-mediated transport; intra-Golgi vesicle-mediated transport; endocytosis
Cellular component (GO): Golgi apparatus
Molecular function (GO): GTPase activator activity; protein binding
Source: RefSeq, a predicted model, not a curated record
UAUACCACAAAUUGCUAAAUGGUUUAAGGUUCCUGAAGGUAUUAGUUUAAAGGAAGCUGUCGUCCUCUAAGUAAAGUACUCUUAGUCUAGUAUCCGUUUUUCAAAUAUACCAAAAGGACGGACUUAAAAGAACGGAGCCUUCUUCUUUGUUUAUUUAAAUAGCUUUAUUUUUGUCUUGCUUUCUUUCGAGAGGCUUUGGGUAUGUCUGGCCGGCGAAAUGAAACCACAAUUCGGCAUCUCAUUCAGUCUGUACCAGGAAACAACAUUUGUGCAGACUGUCAUACGCGCGGUGUUCAAUGGGCCAGCUGGAAUAUUGGUAUCUUUUUAUGUCUGAGAUGUGCAACAAUUCACCGAAAGCUUGGGUCUCACAUUUCCAAAGUAAAAUCAGUAUCACUCGACCAAUGGACAGAUGAUCAAGUAAAUAAUAUGCGUGAUUGGGGAAAUCUAAAUGCCAAUCGUUAUUGGAAUCCCAGUCCUUUGGAUCAUCCUUUACCUAUGAAUGCUCAUAGCGAUGAUACCGUAAUGGAAAAAUAUAUUCGCGACAAAUAUGAAAAAAAGCUAUUUUUAGAGGAAACGCCAAACCAAAAAGGCCCGUCUUUGCCCCCUAGAAGCAACUCAUCCGCCAGUUCUGCUGGUGUUUCAAGUUCUCAACCUAAUUACAAAGUAUCUCUCAAAACUAUCCAUGACAUGGGAUUUACGAAUGAUAUAAUAAAUUUGAAAGCGUUGGAAGAUUCAAACGGUGAAGUUAAUGGUGCCGUGGAAAAAAUUGUCCAGGAAAUGCAAAAAAACCCAUCAAAUCCUACCUCGUCCUCGUCCUCGAUGCCAAGCUCAAAAUCUUAUAAGGCGCCAAAGUUACCUUCGGCACGUCUUUCUAGAAGAAACAAGCGUUUACAUGUACGUUUUGAAGAUGGUUCAAAACCCGGUGAUGAUGACGAUGGCACAGGUGCUGGUGAAGGGCGUGUGACCUCUCCUACGCUAAAUCCUUUUGAGCAGAUGAUGGCUAUGACAAAUCAAGGCAUGUCAGUUGCUCCCGGAGUUGAAACCACUUCAAGCCCCUUUUUUAGGGCUCCAGUAGAACCCAAUCAACCCUUACAGGCAUCUUCGACUGGACCUGCAGCAACAACUUCUUAUGAAAACGUAAAUAUGCCUUCUUAUAAUUUAGAUUCCUCUGGCCUGUACCCACAGACUACAGGCUCGUCAUCCGCCGCACCUCCUCCUGCCCAACCUUUGCAACGCUCUCAUACUGGACUUGCUUCUUACGACUAUAAUUAUCCUUUGGGCGCUGAUUAUACAAUCCCCCCAAACAGCACAGGCUCGAAUCCUUUUUAUGACUUUUCCUCGCCGACGCCUUCAACAUCUGGGAUGACAGGAACUACGAAUUAUCCUGCUAAUACCAACAAUUUAUACUACGGUAAUUCUUAUCCUAACACAACAGAUAAUAUUUCAAUGCCAGAUAUGAGUAAAUUAUCUUUGGCAGAGUCAAACGACGCAACUUCAACUCCUUCAUCCCAAUACCUUGGUUCUUCUAUUGCACCUCAGUAUGGUGCUUCUGGCGUAAAUUACUCUCAAUCUUCUGCAGAUCCGUAUAAUUUAAGAACAAAUGUAUAUAAUCCUUCUUCCGUUUCUUCGUAUGGUGCCCAACCUUCAGCUUUGCAAUUACAACCAACUGGAUUGGUUCCCUCAUCUCCUGGUGAAAUUCAGCUUCAAGGCGCGGGACAGCCAUUCAUGCAAAGUGAUAUGGGAAUGCAGUCUAACAAUUAUCAGAUGCCUAUGGGUAAUAACUGGAUGGAGUAUGGUGACGUUUCUCAACAAGGUGCCGCAAUGCCAAUGAAUGGAAUGAAUUAUCCUGGCGUUAUGAAUUACGAUCCCAAUAUGUCCAUGAACAAUGGCUAUUAUGUACCAGGGUAUAACAAUGCAAUGAUGCCUUCUGAAGGUGUGUAUCCGCCUGCUGAUGUUUAUGGAGAUCCUAUGAAUCCUGGUUCAUCCGGAGCCAUGGGAGGUCCAGGGAGUAGCACAUCAAAUGCUGAUAACUAUUUGCAAAGAAUUAUGCAUGGUAAACGUUAAUUAUAUGGAAAGGAAAGAUAAAAAGGCCCCCGUGAAAUCAAUUUUGACCUCUUGUGUUUAGAAGUAAAAGAACUUUACAUGCGAUCAUUUGUUUUAUUUUUUUCGUUCUUUGAUAUGUUCACCUGCUUGCUUUUCAGUUUCCGAUGUUCGUGCUUAUCCAUACGAAUUAUUUAUAUGUAGAUGUGCUAAUUUACUAUGCCGGUUUCUCUGGUUGUAACUGGUUCACGCUCAUUUACCUUAUUUCUUAGUCCAUAUUUGGAAGUCACUUCCUACAUUUAUGAGUCAGAAAACUGCUUUUAACUGAUAAUUGGAUCAGCGAAAGUGGUAUAUGAAUCUAUUUAUGAUGAUUAUGCAUGGAAAUAUGAGCCAAGCAAUUCUUUUGUUUGGUGAAAUAGUUGUUGGAAAAAUACCUAUAUAUGUUUACAUAUAUAUCUGUUUUGAAUGUUCGGGUACAUUAAUGAAAAUUGUUUUUGGUAAUUAAGCUGUUCUUUUGUUUGUAAG